Vitis vinifera (wine grape) is the source of this 840-nucleotide messenger RNA. RefSeq names its product probable plastid-lipid-associated protein 8, chloroplastic. Bases 37 to 753 code for a protein of 238 amino acids. The transcript is spliced from 4 exons. Lineage: Eukaryota; Viridiplantae; Streptophyta; Magnoliopsida; Vitales; Vitaceae. The record is from RefSeq and is a predicted model, not a curated record.
AUAAAUUUUGCUCUAUCUGCAGCGACGAGCUCAGCCAUGGCUUCUUCAGCUGUGCUCUUCUCCUCUGUCAGAGCCUGUGAAUUCUCCAAACCACAAACCCUAAUCCCUCGUUCGAAUUCGCCAUUGAUCGUCUCGAUUCCUCUUCAUCGUCGGCGUCACAAGAACGGAAGAGUCUUCGCUUCGAUCUCGGUCACCAGCCCGGAAGUGCGGACCGGUCCGGACGAUCUCGUCGCCUCAAUUCUUUCCAAGGUUGCACAAACAGAUCGAGGAGUUUUGCUAACUAAAGACAAACAUAAAGAGGUAGCUGAAGUUGCUCAAGAAUUGCAGAAAUACUGCGUUACAGAACCAGUAAAAUGCCCUCUUAUCUUUGGAGAGUGGGACGUGGUGUACUGUUCAAAUCCAACCUCGCCUGGGGGUGGCUAUAGGAAUGCAUUCGGCCGGUUAUUUUUCAAAGCAAAGGAAAUGAUUCAGGUUGUUGAAGCCCCUGAUAUCGUGAGAAACAAAGUGCACUUUUCUGCUUUGGGUUUCCUUGAUGUAGAGGUCUCUUUGAAAGGAAAACUGAAGGCCUUGGAUGAUAAAUGGAUUCAAGUUGUAUUUGAGCCACCUGAACUGAGGCUUGGUGCAUUAGAAUUCCAGUAUGGGGGUGAGAGUGAGGUGAAGCUGGAGAUAACAUAUAUAGAUGACAGAGUCAGGUUGGGGAAGGGUUCCAGAGGUUCUCUAUUUGUCUUUGAAAGACUCAGAAAAACUGUAUAAAAUAUGUCAAAAUUCAGCCCUGAUGCCUUGAUAUGUUAAGUAUUCCUUGUAAUCCUUGCCAUAAUAACAUUUUAACUAUUGGUUUUC